AUGCUCGAAAGCCAACAAGCUCAACUUGUAUCAGGCCUACAAGAACUCUACAAGCGCGUUCAGAACGGCCAAGGCUGGACAGGCAGCCCCUUGAAAGAAAACACCCAUGGACAGCCCUUGACGCACGAUAUCCUGGAAAGAUUGGGAGCGUUGAAACAAGAAGGCCACACGACCAAUGAUAUCUUCGAGGAAGAUCUGAGCGUCUUACAGCAAAAGCUUAUUGCCGACGGUGCUGGCUUCAUGCAGCGAGCUCCUUCACACGAUUCCCAUUCAGACAGCAGUGCGCCCUCUCCCAUCUACGAGCCUGUCGCCCAACGGCCCGACUUCUCAAAUCCAUUCUCGCUCAACCAGUUCCCCCCCACGCCUCCCGAUCAGAGCCCUUACCCGCAGACUGCAAGAACAGUGCCAUCGAUGAAGUCGCAGCCAUACCCCCAUGCUACCAUCAACCAGUCGAAUCUCAGCUGGCAUACUCCUGUCUCCGACUUUGACGAUAACAGCAUGGACUUCGCGGCCCAAUUCGACUCUCCCAUGAUAGAUUCGACACUUGAUCUAUCAUCGUUCCCGCCGAACAUGUUUCAAGAUCAGAUGAUUCCCACAGCGAUCAACCCCUGUCUAACGAUGAAAGAUUGGGCAGGUCAGGAAGAUUUCCAACGGUACUUCAACCCGGCAGCCAUGAUCUAA
This is a messenger RNA of Exophiala aquamarina CBS 119918, 681 nucleotides long. RefSeq lists its product as uncharacterized. Bases 1 to 681 code for a protein of 226 amino acids. The transcript has a single exon. The record is from RefSeq and is a predicted model, not a curated record. NCBI's taxonomy places the organism in Eukaryota, Fungi, Ascomycota, Eurotiomycetes, Chaetothyriales, Herpotrichiellaceae.